ACCUAAUUAGUUUUUGGGUUUGCAUAAGUUUGGUAAUUAGGAAUAUUAGUACUAAACCGAAGAUAAAUCGCCUAUAAACAUAAGAUUUAACGGAUAAUCGAAUUUCUGUCUCAUAUAUGGAAUUUUAUACAGUGACUUUGCAUAUUGUCACAAUACCAGUUGAAUUACAUUGAAUUUUAUUUUCUACAAGUUCAUGAAACUUUUUGAAAGGUUCACAGUAAACCAAAAUUCAUGUUACUUAAAUAGUUUCUAAAGUAAAUGGUAUAACUUCCGUUCUUUUUGGUAAUGCAUCGAUUGUACAGACUUAGCAAUCAGUUACAUUAUGGAUUCAACUGUACGAGAGUGAUACCCUCAUGUCGGAAGAUUACAUCUCUAGCAAUCGAGACAUCUUGUGAUGAUACUUCUGUGGCCGUUGUCCAGAAAACUUCGAGCGAGUCCUUACCAAACAUUGUUUGUCUCAAUACUCAUCGAACACUUUCAAAAUAUGAAAUGUAUGGGGGAAUACAUCCAUCAAUUGUUAUACAAGAACAUCAAAAGAACCUGGCAAGAGUUGUUUACGAAACUAUAAAACAGUCUCAAUCGUUAGGUGUUUCUAACUAUGAUCUUAUAACUGUAACCCGUGGUCCUGGAAUGCUAGGUCCUUUAGCUAUUGGCUUGAAUUUUGCCAAGGGUUUAGCUGUUGGCCUUAAUAAGCCCCUUUUAGCGAUACAUCACAUGCAAGCACAUGCGUUAACAGUGCAGUUGGAGUCUCAAAUCCCAUUUCCGUUUCUUUCAAUUCUAGUAUCUGGGGGCCAUACUAUAUUAAUUUUAUCCAGAUCGGUUGUUGCUCAUGAAAUCUUGGCAUCGACAACUGACAUAGCUGUUGGUGAUUACCUGGAUAAAUGUGCCAAAUAUUUAGAAAUUCCUUGGAAUAAUCAAAUGCCAGCUGCAGCUCUUGAAAAAUUUGCUGCUCCCACUCUCGAUGAUUUGAAUGUAGAUUGUAAUCCACCGAACCCCAUGAGCACUGGUGAAAAGGCACAUAAUCCUAAUUUUUCUUUCUCGGGAUUAGAAUCUUAUGCUCGAAGACUUAUUACCUCAAAGUCAUGGAGUUUUUCAGAAAAAAAGAUCUUGGCUUAUAAGCUUCAGGAAGCUGCCUUUAAGCAUAUUUGCCAGAAGAUUACUAAAGCCAUUGAGUCUACUGAUCUAUCGGAUGUGCGUUUUCUAGUUUGUAGUGGAGGCGUUGCUAGAAACUCCGUUCUGAAGAAAAUGCUGGAAGAAUUGCUUAUUUCACUUCAUAGUAGAGGCCUAAUUCCUGAAACAAAACUUGUUUACCCUUCUUUGGAACUUUGUAGUGACAAUGCUGCUAUGGUUGCUUAUACGGGAAUACGAAUGUUUGAAGAAGGAUUCAAAUCCUCGCUUGAAGUAGAACCCAUCAGAAAAUGGCCUAUAAAUUCAAUAUUAAAUGUAAACGGCUGGAUACAUCGAUAAUGCAAAUUAUAUUAUUAAUAACAAAGCCUAAAUACUGUAGGGUUCAAACUAUGCCAUAAGAUAACAAUAAAUCGAAGUGCAGAAAAACAUCCUUUUUAUCAAUAAUGGCAUAUCUUUUCGUAAACGCACAUUUAUUAUGGUGCGUUUUCUUUCGUAAGCAUUCCUUUGACUAGUUUCUUUAUAAAAAACCUGAGUAUUGGUAGUAGCAUAGUGUUUGCAGCAAUAUACUGAAAUUGCUCUAGAG
Messenger RNA from Schizosaccharomyces cryophilus OY26, 1711 nucleotides. RefSeq lists its product as uncharacterized. The transcript has 4 exons. Gene Ontology annotation, biological process: mitochondrial tRNA threonylcarbamoyladenosine modification. Gene Ontology annotation, cellular component: mitochondrion. The coding region runs from base 286 to 1467 and encodes 393 amino acids. NCBI's taxonomy places the organism in Eukaryota, Fungi, Ascomycota, Schizosaccharomycetes, Schizosaccharomycetales, Schizosaccharomycetaceae. The record is from RefSeq and is a predicted model, not a curated record.